AUGGUUGCGGACAAGAAGAAACGCUGUCGACCCGACCCGAACUCGAACGACGAAACCCAUCACCCCUUCAAGAGCCUCCUCAAACCCAACCCGCUCAUCCUCCAAACCCUCGACGACCUCCGCUCCGCCAACGCCUCCUCAUACUCUUCUUCCAAAACCAUAACCCUCGCCGACCUCGCCGUCGGCUCCACUUGCCGCGAGGUCAGCGACCUCGACCUGUCGUCCAUUCCAUCGAAGAUUGAGCUCCAGAUGCUCAAGGUUAUCAAAUCCAUCCUCGACGGCAACGGCUUCGCGUUCGAGGUCCCCUCACGCGCCGCCGCUAACCAGCUCUAUGUUCCGGAGCUCGACCGCAUUAUGCUAAAAGACAAAACUUCCCUCCGCCCCUACGCCAACGUCUCCACCGUCCAGAAGGUCACCAUCACAGCUCGUCUUCUCCAGCUGAUCCGCCAGCUCUGCCUCAAGAACAUCCACGUCACCAAGCUUGAGCAGCGGCCGGGCUAG
Prunus persica (peach) is the source of this 501-nucleotide messenger RNA. Its product is annotated as DNA topoisomerase 6 subunit A-like. The transcript has a single exon. The record is from RefSeq and is a predicted model, not a curated record. Lineage: Eukaryota; Viridiplantae; Streptophyta; Magnoliopsida; Rosales; Rosaceae. The coding region runs from base 1 to 501 and encodes 166 amino acids.